Messenger RNA from Staurois parvus, 891 nucleotides. NCBI's taxonomy places the organism in Eukaryota, Metazoa, Chordata, Amphibia, Anura, Ranidae. The record is from the annotation of a GenBank genome assembly.
AUGCCGGGCGGGGUGCGCUGGGUGCCUUCCAGCGAUCCCUCUGACUACCAGUCGCAGAAACAAUGCAAGAGGACAUCAUUCGCCUUCUACCAGGCAGUGCGGGACCUGCUGCCGGUCUGGGUGCUGGAGGACAUGCGGCUGAUGGAGGCUCUGCACUGGGAGGAGGGUGGCCGGGUCAGCUCCUACACCCCCUCCGAAGCUCUGCUCUAUGCACUGGUCCACGACCACUUGGCCUAUGCCCGUUACCUACUCAGUCACUUCCCCCAUGACGCUCUGGCCGUGCCCAGCAAAAGCUUCAGCUGCUGCCAGUCUGCGGCUCCCCAUCUCAGCAUGGCCGUACGCUACGACCGGGCGCAGAUCCUGCGUGAGAUCCUGGGCACCCUGCGGACCUUUCCCCCCUCCAACCGGGCUGCCUACCUCAACAGGCACGGGUGCCAGCGGGUGGAGAUGGGGAAGACCCCCGUGCAUCUGGCCUGCGAGCUGCAAAGAGCCGAGUGCCUUGCCCUGCUGUUGGGGCACGGCGCCUGCCCCUAUGCCACGGACUGUAGCGGCGACACCCCGUUGGACUACCUGUUGCAGCUCAUCCGCAGCAGCCCGCAGGACAUGCACCUCAAGCGGCUGUGUCUGGACUCGCUCCUUCUCUACAUGCCUGGGGGGCUACCCCCUGCCACCCGCCACAAACUGCGGGAGGACCGUGACACCCUGCGGGAGGCGCUGGGCCAGGAGCUGUACGCCUGGCUGACCGGUGCUUCGCCUCCCAGCCUCUUCACCUUAUCUAUGCAGAGCCUGCUCAGGGCCCUGCCAGCGAACAGAUUCCCCGAGGCCCUGGAGGAGCUGCCCCUGCCCGAUUUUCUGAGACCCCUGGCCUUAAAAAAGCAAAUCCCAAAAUAG